AUGUUUCACUUUCUAUCCAAGAAAGAAAGUUUAGCUGUUUUACUCUUUUCAACAGCGCUAAUUUGCGUACUGAAUGCAUCGGUGUUUGGCAAUACUAUGCCCACCACUUCGUGCUAUGUGCAGUUGACUCAGCAAUCGGUCAGCAUCGGCACUGCCUACAUUUGCAUCCUGUAUGCCGCGAGCACUUGGGUCUAUCAUUCGAACUACUCGGAGCCCAGGCAGCACAUGCGCUAUGUGCUUUUGGCAAUGCUGAUGAUCAUGAUAUUGGCCAACCUUGUAUCCUUCAUUUUGCUCAUUAGAAGGCAAUUUUUCUGCCCAUUGAAUGAAGCCAUAAAAAUGGCAGAUCUCUUUAGCCCCUUCGGCUGGAUAUGCAACUUUGUGGCGAUUGGUGCAGUGCUGCUAACUAUUCUGCUUCUGACAGUCGCCUUUAUAGUUGUCGCUAUGACUGCAAUUACGAAGAGAAAGCUGUCUGCCCGAGCAGACGGCGGAGCCUCAGCUAGCGGGAUUGCGGAUUAA
Molecule: messenger RNA, 516 nt
Organism: Drosophila grimshawi
Lineage: Eukaryota; Metazoa; Arthropoda; Insecta; Diptera; Drosophilidae
Exons: 4
Coding region: 1-516 (171 amino acids)
Source: RefSeq, a predicted model, not a curated record